UCACGUUUCUGUUUUCCUUCACUUGGUGUUGGAUGCUAAGGCGACACAGUAGUGCUCCGUGGUUUCCCUGUGCUGUUUUUUCAAAGAACCAAAAACAAAAUCUAGAACUCUAUUGCACCCUGUAAUUUUUUUUACAGAGUUUAGUAGAACUUCUGUUCGAUAUUAUUUUUUCCAUAUUAAAAAGAAAUAAAAAAUAAGACAGCAAAUUAAAGAGUUCUGCGAAACAAUAUAAGGACAACCACAACUUGUCUAGUGGUUAAAUGGCUGAAGCGUGGCAAGGUCCGCCAAAACAGGGCUUGUACGACCCUCAGCUUGAAAAGGAGGCUUGUGGUGUCGGUUUUAUAGUUGCCAUAGACGGUCGUCGUUCCCAUAAGAUAGUACGCGAUGCCCAGCGUCUUGCUAUUUCUAUGAACCAUCGUGGCGCCUGUGCCUGUGACAAUGACACUGGAGACGGCGCCGGAGUCCUCACCGCCAUUCCACAUGACUUUUAUUCCGUCAAGCUUAGAGAUGAGCAAAACAUCGAGUUGCCUCCUUUCGGCAAGUACGCAACUGGGAUAUUCUACUUGGAUAAACUCCACCACCAAGAAUUCGAAGCGAAGUUCGCGUCCUUGGCAGAGGAACUGGAUAUGUCCGUGCUGGCUUGGCGUACCGUACCAACCGACAAUUCCUCCAUAGGUACCGUCGCCAAGAACACCGAACCAUUUAUGAGACAAGUUUUUGUGGGUGUAAAGGGCGAUGCCCCUGAGGACGAGUUGGAUAGACGUUUCUUCAUUUUGCGUAAACGCGCCAGCCACACCAUUCCCUCAUCUGGAAAAAGAUUCUACAUUUGUUCGUUGAGCCGCAGAACCAUCGUGUACAAGGGCCAGUUGACGUCCGAUCAACUCUGGACCUAUUUCCCGGACCUUGCUGACCCGCUGUAUGACACCUACUUAGCUUUGGUGCAUACCAGAUUUUCAACGAACACUUUCCCCAGCUGGGAAAGAGCUCAUCCGCUUAGAAUGUUGGCUCACAACGGCGAAAUUAAUACUUUGCGUGGUAAUGUUAACUUAAUGAAGGCCAGAGAAGGUGUUAUGUAUAAUGAAGAGUAUGGCGAGAAGCUUAAGGAUCUGUAUCCUGUCGUUGAACCCAAUUUGUCUGACAGCGGUUCAGCUGAUUGCGUUUUGGAGUUCCUGGUACAUGCUGGUAAUCGCAAAUUACCGGAGGCUGUGAUGACUAUGGUGCCAGAAGCCUGGCACAAUGACCCUACGAUGUCUGAAGAGAAACGUGAUUAUUACCAUUGGGCGGCUUGCAUUAUGGAACCAUGGGACGGACCAGCUUUGAUUUCUUUCACUGAUGGGCGGUUUAUUGGUGCCAUACUCGACAGGAAUGGUUUGCGUCCUUCACGGUUCUACAUCACCAAGGAUAAUAUGAUGAUCAUGGCCAGCGAGGUUGGCGUCUAUGACGUAGACCCAUCUCAGGUUAUUUUCAAGAGUCGACUUAAACCUGGAAGAAUGUUGCUUGUUGACACUCAGGAAAAAUCGGUCAUUCAAGACGUUGAAUUGAAACAACAAAUUGCGCGUUCUAGACCACAUUCAGAAUGGCUCAAAGAACAGAUAACUAUGGACGAACUGAGACAAACUCAUUUAGAAGCAAAUCGUUCAUCUAAACCAAAGUACGAACCAAGCGGACUUGGCGAUAAACGUCUUUCCCUUUAUGGUUACUCCACCGAGACCAUUCACAUGUUACUGCUACCAAUGGUCAACAACAAGAAAGAAGCCCUAGGUAGCAUGGGCAACGACGUCCCCUUAGCCUGCCUGUCAAACUUCGCUCCGCUUCUCUACGAUUACUUCAAACAACUCUUUGCUCAAGUUACAAACCCUCCCAUCGAUCCGUUCAGAGAAAAAGUCGUAAUGUCUUUGCAAUGCCCGAUUGGUCCCGAGGCGAACAUUCUCCGACCAGACCCCAAGCAAGUCCACCGCUUGUGGUUAAAACAACCCGUCAUUUCCAUCGUGGAUCUCGAAGUUUUGAAACAAACAACCCAUCGAAACUGGAGCGCCCACAUAAUCGAUAUCACCUUUCCAGUCGAAAGCGGGCCCGUAGGAUUCCUAAAGAAACUGCAAAGCGUCUGCGAAGAAGCUCAUCAAGCGAGCAAAGACAACCAAAUCAUUGUUCUGUCCGACCGCAAAGCGGGAAGCGAACGCGUUCCAAUCAGCAGUCUAUUGGCUCUUGGUGCUGUCCAUCAUCAUCUUAUCGAAAUGCGGGCUCGAAUGAAAGUCGCUUUGGUUGUGGAAACCGCUGAGGCGAGGGAGGUUCACCAUGUUUGCGUUCUUCUGGGGUACGGUGCUGAUGCGAUUUGUCCAUAUUUAGCCCUCGAGCUAGCGUCAAGUUUGAGAGACCAGGGAGUACUUGACACUUCUCUUACCGACGAAGUCAUUUUCCAGAACUAUGCGCAAGCUAUGCAAACUGGAAUUAACAAAGUAAUGGCGAAAAUGGGAAUUUCGACCUUGCAGUCGUACAAAGGCGCUCAAAUCUUUGAGGCUGUGGGGCUGGCGGAGGAUGUCAUCGAUAAAUGCUUUAGAGGUACACACUCGCGCAUUGGAGGAGUCACUUUAGAAACCUUAGCUCAGGAAGCGUUUCAGAGACACGGAAAUACGUAUUGCAUAGCUACAGAUUCACUGAUUUUACGAGAUACAGGCAACUUCCAUUGGCGAGCUGGAGGCGAAAAACAUCUGAACGAACCAGCUAGUAUUGCGGCACUACAGGAAUCCGCAAUAAAUAAAAACCAAUCCGCUUAUGAGAAAUUCAGAGAAUCUACUAUGGAAUCUGUACGAAACUGUAUGCUACGAGGUCGUUUUGAUCUAAGAACUUUGGAUGAGCCGUUACCUCUUGAUGAAAUAGAACCCGCAUCAGAAAUUGUGAAGCGAUUUGCAACUGGUGCCAUGAGCUUUGGUUCUAUUAGCUUGGAAGCCCAUCAGACUCUAGCGAUUGCGAUGAAUAAAGUGGGAGGAAAAAGUAACACAGGCGAAGGUGGUGAAGAUCCGGAGCGUUAUUUAGAUCCACAGAAGCGAUCAUCCAUCAAGCAAGUUGCUUCUGGUCGAUUUGGUGUGACUUCUUCGUAUUUGGCUCAUGCGGAUGAUCUUCAAAUUAAGAUGGCGCAAGGGGCCAAACCAGGAGAAGGUGGAGAACUUCCAGGGUACAAAGUGUCAGCGGAAAUCGCCAAGACAAGACAUUCCGUCGCAGGCGUCGGUUUAAUUUCCCCUCCGCCCCAUCACGAUAUCUACUCCAUUGAAGAUCUCGCCGAGCUCAUUUACGACUUGAAAUGUGCCAACCCGAGGGCGCGCAUUUCCGUCAAGUUGGUGUCAGAGGUAGGAGUGGGAGUCGUAGCUUCCGGUGUAGCGAAAGGCAAAGCGGAACACAUUGUCGUUUCCGGGCAUGACGGUGGCACUGGCGCCAGUUCCUGGACUGGUAUCAAGAACGCUGGUUUACCUUGGGAACUCGGCAUUGCCGAAACCCAUCAAGUUUUAGUUCUAAACAAUUUACGAUCUCGAAUCGUGCUCCAAGCGGAUGGCCAAAUUCGAACAGGGUUUGAUGUGGUCAUCGCAGCUUUGCUCGGAGCAGACGAAAUCGGUUUCAGCACAGCGCCUUUAAUCGUAAUGGGUUGUACUAUGAUGCGAAAAUGUCAUCUAAACACUUGCCCAGUAGGUAUCGCCACUCAAGAUCCUAUACUAAGGAAGAAGUUCACGGGACAACCCGAACACGUGAUUAAUUACAUGUUCAUGCUGGCGGAAGAAGUUAGACAACUGAUGGCGAAACUGGGAGUUCGGACCUACCAGGAAUUGGUAGGUCGCACUGACUUGCUGAAAGUAUCAGAAGAAGGUUCGGCUAAAGCUAAGAUGCUCAAUUUGAAUCUGAUCCUAACGAAUGCUCUGCAUAUGCGUCCGGGGGUUAACAUUAAAGGGGCUUCGCAAGUUCAAGACUUCCAAUUAGAAAACAGAAUGGAUAACAUCCUCAUUGAAAAAGCAAAAGGUGUACUUGAUGGAACCGAGAAGACCGUCGAUAUCGAAAUGAAGAUUAAUAACGAAUGUCGAGCUGUCACUUCCACUCUUAGCUACCACAUUUCUUGCAAAUACGAUGAGCAAGGUCUUCCCGAUGAUCAGCAUAUCAAUAUUAGAUUAAAUGGUUCGGCUGGGCAAAGUUUCUGUGCUUUCUUGGUUAACGGAAUUACUGUGACUUUGGAAGGAGAUGCAAACGACUAUGUUGGCAAAGGUCUUUCAGGCGGUACCAUUAUCAUAUACCCUCCCAAAACAUCGCCGUUCGAAUCUCAUUUGAACGUGAUCGUGGGCAAUGUUUGCUUGUAUGGAGCCACUUCUGGUCGCGCUUACAUGCGUGGUAUUGCUUCGGAACGUUUCGCUGUGCGAAACUCCGGUGCUGUAGCGGUUGUAGAAGGUGUAGGGGAUCACGGUUGCGAAUACAUGACAGGAGGUAUUGUCUUGAUUUUGGGUCUGACUGGCCGCAACUUCGCUGCUGGUAUGUCUGGAGGCAUUGCUUACGUUUGGGACGUCGAUGGUAAAUUCUCCACUAAAUGUAACCCGGAACUGGUAGAACUUUGUAAACUGGAAGACAAAGAAGACGUCGACCUUGUCAAAACUCUUCUCCACGAAUUCAAAGACCUAACAGAAAGUGUAAUCGCCGAGCAACUAAUCAAUGAGUUUGACGAACGACGAAAGGAAUUCGUCAAGGUAUUCCCGUACGAAUACCAACGUGUCCUAAAACAAAAAGCGACCGAGCAGAUGGUCAACAACGUGCAGCAAAACCACGAACCUAAAAUCCAAGACAUCGAGGACGCAGUCACUGAUGUUGCAAUGGAGCAGAAAAAACUGGACAAGGUACGUGGGUUCAUGAAGUACCCAAGAGAAACCGGGAUGUACAGACCGGCGGAAAAGCGAAUGAAAGACUGGGACGAAAUUUACAACUUCGGUCAUGUCCGCAAAGGUCUGAGAGUCCAAGCCGCUCGUUGUAUGGAUUGUGGAGUCCCAUUCUGUCAGUCGAACUCCCAUGGUUGUCCACUCGGUAACAUAAUACCAAAGUGGAAUUUCCUCGUCUUCCAAAACCAGUGGAGGCAAGCUCUUAACCACCUCCUCCAAACAAACAACUUCCCGGAAUUCACCGGAAGAGUUUGUCCCGCACCAUGUGAAGGUGCUUGCGUUUUGGGCAUUUCUGAGCCUAGUGUAACUAUCAAAAAUAUAGAGUGUGCCAUUAUUGACCACGCUUUCGAAAAUGGAUGGAUCACACCCCAGAUACCUCAAUUCAGAACCGGGAAACAAGUCGCAGUUGUAGGAUCGGGUCCUUCCGGACUGGCGUGUGCCCACCAGCUGAACAAGGCAGGUCAUACUGUCACCGUUUUCGAAAGAAACGAUCGAGUUGGAGGCUUACUGCAAUACGGAAUUCCCACAAUGAAAUUGAGCAAGAACGUUGUUCAAAGAAGGGUGGAUCUUCUAGCAGCUGAAGGAAUAACGUUCAAGACCAAUGUCAACGUGGGGAAGGAUAUUUCUGCCAAAGAACUGAGCGAGGAAUACGACGCUGUAGUUCUUUGUACAGGAGCCACGUGGCCACGAGAUCUACCUCUACCAGGACGUCAGCUAGGUGGAAUUCACUUCGCUAUGGAGUUUUUGGAAAGCUGGCAGAAGAAGCAACUAGGAGCUAACCAUAGCGGUCCUCACGCCAAGGACAAAAAUGUGAUAAUCAUCGGCGGUGGUGACACCGGUUGUGACUGCAUAGCUACUUCGUUGAGACAUGGAGCCGCUUCGAUCACCACGUUUGAGAUUCUUCCGGAACCAAGUCCAAAGAGAACAGCUGAUAAUCCCUGGCCACAGUGGCCCAGAAUAUUUAGAGUUGAUUACGGUCAUGACGAGGUGAAAGUACGAUUCGGUGGCGACCCAAGAGUCUUCAGCAUUCUAACCCAAGAAUUUCUCGAUAAUGGGCAAGGACACGUCAGCGGUGUUAAAACCGUUAAUGUCGAAUGGACCAAAGAUGAAAGCGGUCGGUGGCAAAUGAACCAAGUUCCAGGAACCGAGAGAGUCUUCCCAGCCGAUUUGGUACUUCUAGCCAUGGGCUUCUUGGGUCCAGAGCGCGCCAUUGCUGACCAACUCGAACUGACAUUGGAUGCUCGUUCUAACUUCAACACUAAAGAAUACAAGACCAAUUUGCCGAACGUUUUCGCUGCUGGAGAUUGUCGACGUGGUCAGUCCUUGGUUGUUUGGGCUAUUUCUGAAGGACGACAAGCCGCACGAAGAGUGGAUGAAUUUCUUAAUCAAGGACAAACAGUUUUGCCUGGUCCUGGUGGCAUUAUUCAACCUAGCACAAAUCCUGUAGCCUGUCCAGUCUAAGAGAACGAUCAUCGGGUAGUUCACCGUGGACACUUGCUUUUACGUUUUAGGUUGCCAAAUGAAAUUAUUAUUGCAAUUGUUACUAAAUUACAACUAGAUGUAUUAAUGUUAUACUUGUGGCAAAGUUUAAUGUACAGUGAGUAACAUAUCGUCCACUUUCGUUUUCAAGCAGAACACAAUUUAUUCUACGAUCCUAAACAUAUCUGGAGAUACUGUGGUUUUAUUUUAAAUGUUAGAGUUUCAGAGUCAAUUCUUUGUAACAAUUCAUAAAAAAACGAAAAAAAAUUCAAAUUUAGCACUUUUUACAAGCCUUAGUUUAAAAGACAAUAACCUUAAUGUGAUGAGAUAGCUUUUAGAAUUUGAAAUGCAGCGAAUAAUGUGAAAGUAUAAAGUAGCUGGAGUUCUAGUUUGGGAAAUUUUUGCCAAAUUUUUAACAUCAAUGUGUUAGAUUGUUUAUGAUGGUGUAGCUGUUAGCUUUGAGUUUCAUUAUAAGAUCGUUUGUAAAAAUUUGUUUCCUGUGUUAAAAAUGUACACGUAAGUAACUUUUGAAGAAAGUUUCUGUUGAGUCCCCGUCAAAAAUAAUUUGUGCGGGGGUCUGUUUAUUUUUAUAGAUAUCAACCUUUUGAACGGUUAUUUGUAUGAAUUUUGCGAUUUUUUUUAUGUCUGUUUUAAGACUGUAUUUUUGCUAAACAAAUAUUUUUGUUAGGUUAGACAUAAAAUUCGAUUGGUGGCAAUCGUUCUGUAGUCAAUAUUAUUCAAUAAAAUAGAUGUUGUUACAGCAUA
Messenger RNA from Zophobas morio, 7148 nucleotides. RefSeq lists its product as uncharacterized. The transcript is spliced from 17 exons. Lineage: Eukaryota; Metazoa; Arthropoda; Insecta; Coleoptera; Tenebrionidae. Gene Ontology annotation, molecular function: FMN binding; glutamate synthase (NADH) activity; iron-sulfur cluster binding. Gene Ontology annotation, biological process: ammonia assimilation cycle. Bases 261 to 6365 code for a protein of 2034 amino acids. The record is from RefSeq and is a predicted model, not a curated record.